AUGGGUUGGGGUGACUUGGGUGUGCUUGGAAAUCCUUCCAAAGAAACCCCUAACUUAGACCAGAUGGCUGCAGAAGGCAUGCUUUUCACAAGCUUCUACACUGCCAACCCUCUCUGCUCACCAUCCAGGGCAGCUCUCCUGACAGGCCGUCUCCCUAUAAGGAAUGGCUUCUAUACCACCAAUGGCCAUGCCAGAAACGCCUAUACGCCCCAAGACGUAACGGGGGGCAUCCUGGAUUCUGAGCUACUCCUUCCAGAAUUGCUGAAGAAAGCAGGCUAUGCCAAUAAGAUAGUUGGCAAAUGGCACCUGGGCCACCAACCUCAGUUCCUUCCCUUGAGGCAUGGAUUUGACACCUGGUUUGGAUCCCCCAAUUGCCACUUUGGACCUUACGAUAACAAAGCCAUCCCCAACAUUCCCGUUUAUAGGGAUAUGGAAAUGAUCGGCAGGUAUUAUGAAGAUAUAAAAAUUGAUCGUAAGUCGGGAGAAGCAAACCUAACUCAAAUGUAUUUACAGGAAGCCCUGGAUUUCAUAAGCAACCAGCAAGCCAGCCAUCAGCCAUUUUUUCUCUAUUGGGCCAUCGAUGCCACCCACGCUCCUGUGUAUGCCUCCAGGGAAUUCCUGGGCACAAGCCAAAGAGGAUUGUAUGGCGAUGCUGUGCGGGAAAUUGACUUCAGCAUUGGGAAAAUUCUUAAUCACCUUCAAAAGCUGGGCAUCAGCAACAACACCCUUGUGUUUUUUACGUCUGACAAUGGGGCCGCACUGAUUUCAGCCCCACAACAAGGAGGCAGCAAUGGCCCUUUCCUAUGUGGCAAGCAAACGACGUUUGAAGGUGGUAUGAGAGAGCCAGCUAUUGCCUGGUGGCCAGGACACAUACCUGCGGGACAGGUGAGUUAUCAGCUGGCCAACGUGAUGGAUCUCUUCACCACUUGCCUCUCCCUGGCAGGACUGCAGCCUCCCAGUGACAGGCAGAUCGACGGCAUCGACCUCCUGCCUGUCCUCCUGCAAGGCAAACUAAUUGACAGACCAAUAUUUUAUUACCGUGGCAACGAGAUGAUGGCAGUGCGGGUUGGGCUUUAUAAGGCCCAUUACUGGACCUGGAGCAAUUCCUGGGAGCAGUUCAACCAGGGCGUCGAUUUCUGCCCAGGGCAGAAUGUUUCUGGAGUCACCACCCAUGACCAAGAGGAGCACUCGAAGCUCCCCCUGAUCUUCCACUUGGGAAAGGACCCUGGAGAAAAGUAUCCAAUCAGCUUCUCCAGCGCCGAAUACCAGUCUGUUUUGGAAAGAGUCUCUCCCAUUGUCCAGGAGCACAAGGCCACGCUGGUGCCAGGGGAACCUCAGCUGAAUGUCUGUGACAAGGCAGUCAUGAACUGGGCUCCUCCAGGCUGUGAGAAGCUGGGGAAGUGUUUGAAAUCUCCCCCUCCCGACCCAAAGAAAUGCUUUUGGCUUCACUGAGGGCCUGGCCUUGGCAAACCGCUGUCCGGCAACUGUUGCCACCCACCCUGAGGAAGGUGACUCGGGCUGCUGCUGCUGCUGCUUGUUCAGAAGGAAGCACCACUCUUGCUUUGAACUGGGGCGACUUUACUCUCCCUGAAGUGAGCCUCUCCAGAAAGGAAAAAAUGCUUGAUGCACUUGCAAGCUGCAGGGUCUCCUUUAGAGGAAGGGCCUGCCCUGAACUGGCUGCAGAGGAGAGAUUUACGUCCUCCUGGAUCUGAGGGGGCAUCUCAGGAUCAGCCAAAGUCUUUUCAAGACACAGGUACUCCGUGGCUGGAACCACCCUCUUUUCAGGAAGUGCCAAAUCCUUACAUGAAGCAGCUUCUGCUACUGUGAUUUUUAUUUUUUUAAUGAAUUAGUUUUAUAUCUGUUGAGGCCAAUUUUUAAUACUGCUGAGCAUUUGUAAGAAAUGAAGGCUGCUUAUAUA
This is a messenger RNA of Protobothrops mucrosquamatus (brown spotted pit viper), 1918 nucleotides long. RefSeq names its product galactosamine (N-acetyl)-6-sulfatase (gene GALNS). Gene Ontology annotation, molecular function: N-acetylgalactosamine-6-sulfatase activity; arylsulfatase activity. The record is from RefSeq and is a predicted model, not a curated record. NCBI's taxonomy places the organism in Eukaryota, Metazoa, Chordata, Lepidosauria, Squamata, Viperidae. The transcript is spliced from 13 exons. Bases 1 to 1452 code for a protein of 483 amino acids.